Messenger RNA from Zootoca vivipara (common lizard), 13691 nucleotides. RefSeq names its product STAG1 cohesin complex component (gene STAG1). Gene Ontology annotation, cellular component: cohesin complex; chromatin; nucleus. NCBI's taxonomy places the organism in Eukaryota, Metazoa, Chordata, Lepidosauria, Squamata, Lacertidae. Gene Ontology annotation, biological process: sister chromatid cohesion. Gene Ontology annotation, molecular function: chromatin binding. The record is from RefSeq and is a predicted model, not a curated record.
GCGCGCUGGGUCUGGUUGGCGACGGCGGCGGCUGCGCCAUUGGCGGGUAGGAAAUGCCGCCAGAUGGCGGUUUAGGAUUGCGGCUCUACUGAGGUGCGGCCCCCGGCACCGCCGCUUGUUCGUUCCGGCCCGGCUUGGCCCCGGCCCGCCUGGACCCUUCUCCCGUGGCACCGUAGGAUUCCCGGGGGCGCUGGCCCAGCUGAGGCUGGAUUUGGAGAUUUCUUGAAAAUAAUUACGAGAUUGGCUGAUAGACGUCACCACAAGAUACUCGUUGGGUUUUAAAACAUAGUGGCCUACAUCAUGAUUACUUCAGAGUUACCAGUCUUACAGGAUUCUACAAAUGAAACUACUGCACAUUCAGAUGCUGGUAGUGAACUGGAAGAAACUGAACUGAAGGGGAAAAGAAAACGCGGUCGUCCUGGCAGACCUCCAUCUGCCAAUAAGAAGCCUCGAAAGACUCCAGCAGAAAAAUUCCGUUCUGAAACUGGAAUAAGAGGAACAGGUCGAGGAAGAGCUAAUGGUCACCCACAGCAAAAUGGAGAAGGGGAACCUGUCACUUUGUUUGAGGUGGUGAAGUUGGGCAAAAGUGCUAUGCAGUCUGUAGUGGAUGACUGGAUUGAAUCAUAUAAACAAGAUAGGGACAUAGCACUUCUGGAUUUAAUCAACUUCUUCAUCCAGUGUUCCGGAUGCCGAGGCACUGUAAGGAUUGAGAUGUUUAGGAACAUGCAGAAUGCAGAAAUAAUCAGGAAAAUGACGGAAGAAUUUGAUGAGGACAGUGGUGAUUACCCACUUACGAUGCCUGGGCCACAGUGGAAAAAAUUUCGAUCAAAUUUUUGUGAAUUCAUAGGAGUUCUAAUACGACAAUGUCAGUACAGCAUCAUUUAUGAUGAAUAUAUGAUGGACACAGUGAUCUCUCUUCUGACUGGUUUGUCAGAUUCACAGGUCCGAGCUUUUAGGCAUACCAGUACGCUUGCUGCUAUGAAGCUUAUGACUGCUCUUGUGAAUGUUGCCUUAAACCUGAGUAUUCAUCAGGAUAAUACACAGAGGCAGUAUGAAGCUGAGAGAAACAAAAUGAUUGGUAAAAGAGCCAAUGAAAGACUGGAGCUUCUCCUUCAGAAACGAAAAGAGCUGCAAGAAAAUCAGGAUGAAAUUGAAAAUAUGAUGAAUUCUAUUUUCAAGGGUAUAUUUGUCCAUAGAUAUCGUGAUGCUAUUGCUGAGAUUAGAGCUGUUUGUAUUGAAGAAAUCGGAGUAUGGAUGAAAAUGUACAGUGAUGCCUUCCUGAAUGAUAGUUAUUUAAAAUAUGUUGGUUGGACGCUUCAUGACAGACAAGGCGAAGUGAGGUUGAAGUGUCUGAAAGCUUUGCAGAGUUUGUACACCAACAGAGAGUUGUUCCCCAAAUUGGAGCUAUUUACGAAUAGAUUUAAGGAUCGCAUUGUAUCAAUGACACUUGAUAAGGAAUAUGAUGUUGCUGUAGAAGCCAUUCGAUUAGUCACAUUAAUACUUCAUGGAAGUGAAGAAGCUUUGUCCAAUGAAGACUGUGAGAAUGUUUAUCAUUUGGUGUAUUCUGCACAUCGGCCUGUUGCAGUUGCAGCAGGGGAGUUCCUUCACAAAAAACUGUUUAGUCGGCAUGACCCUCAAGCAGAAGAAGCACUAGCCAAAAGGAGAGGACGGAACAGUCCAAAUGGGAAUCUUAUUAGAAUGCUCGUUCUUUUCUUUCUUGAAAGCGAGUUGCAUGAACACGCAGCUUACUUGGUGGACAGUUUAUGGGAGAGCUCCCAAGAAUUGUUAAAAGACUGGGAAUGCAUGACAGAAUUGCUGCUUGAAGAACCCGUCCAAGGUGAAGAAGCAAUGUCUGAUCGGCAGGAAAGUGCACUUAUAGAGCUGAUGGUAUGUACCAUUCGACAAGCCGCAGAAGCACAUCCUCCAGUGGGCAGGGGAACUGGGAAGAGGGUUUUAACAGCAAAAGAAAGAAAAACUCAGAUAGAUGAUCGAAACAAACUAACAGAACACUUCAUUAUUGCACUUCCCAUGCUACUGUCAAAGUAUUCUGCUGAUGCUGAAAAGGUAGCAAACCUUCUUCAAAUCCCUCAAUUUUUUGACUUGGAAAUUUACAGUACAGGAAGAAUGGAAAAGCAUUUGGAUGCCUUGUUGAAACAGAUUAAAUUCGUUGUAGAAAAGCAUGUGGAAUCAGAUGUUCUUGAAGCCUGCAGCAAAACGUACAGCAUUCUGUGCAGUGAAGAAUAUACCAUUCAGAAUAGAGUUGACAUAGCUCACAGCCAGCUCAUUGAUGAGUUUGUGGACCGAUUCAACCAUUCUGUAGAGGAUUUACUAAAUGAGGGAGAAGAAGCUGACGAUGAUGACAUAUACAAUGUUCUCUCCACUUUAAAGAGGUUAACGUCUUUCCACAAUGCUCACGAUCUUACAAAAUGGGAUUUGUUUAGUAACUGCUACAGGUUACUGAGGACUGGAAUUGAACAUGGAGCUAUGCCAGAACAGAUAGUGGUGCAGGCUCUUCAGUGUUCCCAUUAUUCUAUUCUCUGGCAGCUGGUAAAGAUUACAGAAGGAUCUCCUUCAAAAGAAGAUUUGUUGGUGUUGAGGAAAACAGUGAAAUCAUUUCUGGCUGUUUGCCAACAGUGUCUAUCAAAUGUAAACACUCCAGUCAAAGAAGAGGCUUUCAUGCUGCUCUGUGAUCUCUUGAUGAUUUUUAGCCACCAGCUGAUGAGUGGAGGCAGGGAGGGUCUUCAACCUCUGGUGUUUAAUCCAGAUUCAGGACUCCAGUCUGAACUCCUUAGCUUUGUAAUGGACCAUGUCUUCAUUGACCAGGAUGAUGAGAACCAGAGCAUGGAGGGAGAUGAAGAGGAUGAAGCUAAUAAAAUUGAAGCUUUACACAAGAGAAGAAACCUUUUGGCUGCCUUUAGCAAACUUAUAAUUUAUGAUAUUGUAGACAUGCAUGCAGCAGCUGAUAUCUUCAAACAUUAUAUGAAGUACUACAAUGACUAUGGGGAUAUCAUUAAGGAGACAUUGAGUAAAACAAGGCAAAUUGAUAAAAUUCAGUGUGCAAAAACCCUCAUUCUCAGUUUGCAGCAGCUGUUUAACGAGCUUGUUCAAGAGCAAGGUCCUAACUUGGACAGGACAUCAGCCCAUGUCAGUGGUAUUAAGGAGUUGGCCCGAAGGUUUGCUCUUACUUUUGGCCUGGACCAGAUCAAGACGAGAGAGGCUGUAGCCACGUUACACAAAGAUGGCAUAGAAUUUGCUUUUAAGUAUCAGAAUCAGAAAGGCCAAGAAUAUCCUCCUCCUAACCUUGCUUUCUUGGAAGUGCUUAGUGAAUUUUCUUCUAAACUCCUGCGGCAGGACAAAAAGACAGUUCACACUUACCUGGAGAAGUUCCUAACAGAACAGAUGAUGGAGAGGAGGGAAGAUGUAUGGCUUCCACUGAUUUCCUACAGAAAUUCACUAGUUACAGGUGGAGAAGAUGAUAGGAUGUCUGUAAAUAGUGGAGGCAGUAGCAGCAAAGCCUCUUCAGUGAGAAAUAAGAAAGGCCGACCUCCACUUCACAAGAAAAGAGUUGAGGAUGAGAAUAUUGAAGGCUCCUGGCUGAAUAGAAAUGACAGCAUCCAAACCCCAGGUGCUCUACAGACUCCACAACUCACAUCAACGGUGCUGAGAGAGAACACUCGGCAAAUUGGGGAGCAAAUUCAGGAACACGAGUCAGAACCUGGAUCUGAGCAGGAUUUUUUGCACAAUCCUCAGAUGCAGAUAUCUUGGCUGGGCCAACAGAAAUUAGAAGACUUAAGUCGAAAGGACAGGACGGGCAUGAACUACAUGAAAGGACGAAGUGGUGUAAGGCAUGCAGUGCGGGGCCUAAUGGAGGAUGAUGCUGAGCCCAUCUUUGAAGAUGUAAUGAUGUCUUCACGAGGCCAGUUAGAGGACAUGAAUGAAGAAUUUGAAGACACCAUGGUCAUUGAUCUGCCCCCUUCAAGAAACAGACGAGAACGAGCUGAAUUGAGGCCAGAUUUCUUUGACUCUGCAGCUAUCAUUGAAGAUGAUUCGGGAUUUGGAAUGCCGAUGUUCUGAAGUCUGGCGAAGACACUAUACAAAUGUGGAACUCUGUUCUUUAGAGCUCAAGGCCUAUAUACUGUGAUAGCUUAUAUGAAAACCACAUUUUUGAUGUGAUUUGGUUUGAUUUUUAACCAAAUUAUUAAGGUCAUUUCCUUUUUGUAAUGAGAGAGAAGAGGAGCUUCUUAAUGAAACAAGGAAUAUUGGCCAGUCACCUCAGAAAGGCUGACCUACAAAUCAUUUGUUUCCCUGUCCUUGACAGUCCUAAUACAGGUUUUUUUCCUGGAUGGGGAGAAGCUUUUAAAUUAAAACAGUUAAACACUGUUCUACACGUUUUCAGAAAACAUUGAAUGAAAACAAAACUUUUUAACUUUAUUUUUCUGCUGUACAACUUCAAAAUGUUUUAACAUUUGCCUUUUUAUGUUUUAGAAGCUAGCCAUUUUAUUAAAUUUAUGCCUGUCUGCCAUUGACCAGCAGUGAUGCUAUCAGCAGGCCAUCCUGGCUGGAGAAGUAUUGUUAAACGCACUGGAUGUGACUAGCAGUAUGGUACACUUCUGGAUCCUCUCUGACCAUUGAGAGUGGAACACUCUUACAAAAGAGGCUAGAAGUCAGAUGUAUGCAUCUCUGCCAAAAAGUCAGAUUCUGAAAAGAAAAAAAACCCCAGAUUUUAUACUUCUGAGAAGAUUUAUUUUUUAUUUAUAAUAGGGCAUAAAGUAAGAGAUGUCCAUAAGCCACUUUUCCAACAGAUGCUGUGUAACAUUCAUUUUAUAUAGCACUAGGGGAACACACAAACAGCACAUUUUCUAUUGGUACUUGUUCUGUGCAUUUUUAGCAACUUAUACCAGCAAAUAAAAUAUUCUCAGAAAAACAAACCAGUGGUUCUAAAGUAAUCUAUUUGCUGUUUCUACUACCUAUUUCAUGCCCUGUCAGAUCUGAGGUACAAAAGCAGCAACUUUCCUGAGGAACGCAAAUCACUGGGCGGGGUGGUGGGAGGAGGGAGACAGGAGUCACACUUGCAUUUUCAAAGCAAUUUUAACUGUACCAUAGAGAAGUGUCUAACUUUCCAUGCCGUAAAUACCCUUUUGUGCUAUUUUUGUAAAUUAAUUUUGCCAGUUAGAUUUACUGUAUGUGCUGCAUAGAAACUUGUGCUUAGAUGGUGACGUUCUUAAGCUUACAAUGGAAUACAGCUCUCAGUGUUAACUGUGCAUUAUUAAGAGUAAUUAUUAAAUGAUUUUCUAAAAAGCAGAACAAUCCAAAAAACAAUCAGCUAAUUAUUUGUUCUAAGAUAUUUUCAGUGUCUUCAAUGAUCUGGACUUUCACUCUGCUUCAAUAUUAUGAUUCUUCCUGGUAGCUGCUAAUGUAGUUAUAAAGGACUGAUUUUGUUCCUCGGAGGUGAGCACAGCUCCUGUUAAUAAGAGCAUUUGUAAAAAUGAGGCCAAACUAGUCUUCUUUUUGGAGUUUAAAUGUUAGUGUGCUUUAAAGCAGAUCUAAAUUGACCCAGUUCUAAUAUACCUGCUUCAGAGGUGUUUUUGAUAGCAGUUGCAAAAUAACUCUGACCUCCCAUAAAGGUCCUUUUAAUGACUUCAAGGUGCAUCCAAUGCUUACUUGCCUUUUGGGAGACAAAGACAACAUGUAGAUCAAAUCAUUUAGUUGGGAUUUCCCCUCCUAAAAAUUGUACAGUACUCAAAUUAUGGUUGCCAAAAACAUCUAAUAGUUCAAGAAAGACAGUUGUUUAGGAAUUGAAAAGUUGCUAAAGUCACGAGUUGGUGCUUCAGGACAAAGUACAAGUUCUCCCAUAACAGUGGACACAAAUGGUGCAGUAGCACUUCAGUUUAGUGGGCAGAGUGGCAUAGCUGUUGAUGGUUUAAAUCCAUCAGAGACAAACCUUGUGCUCCACAGCCCUUCAUAUGGAAAACCUGAAUUUUAAUUGAUCCUUAUAGAAUUCUGUAAAACAAAAGCUGUUUACAAGUAAGUUACCUCCAAUGGGUUUCCAGUUCAGUUUGCGGUCAAUAGGUUUUUAAAAAUGUGUCUCCUUGAUUGGUUUUGCUAGUAAUUCUGUAAAUUGUACAUUUACAAUUUGAGGUUUUUUCCUUUUGUACAAUUUAAAACUGAUGCUUCACUUUUCCUUUAAUAAACUCCUCAAAAUCACAUGUGCAGUGGAGUCCUUUCCACAAAAGCAUUUGAAAAUGGGUGCUUUCUGUUUGGUCUGUCUUCCACUAAAUAUUUACCUAUAGUGAAGCUUGAAAGUGUGCUAAUCCUGCUGCUUGCUCAGCAUUCUGGGCAGAUCAGACAUUAAGGGUUUUUCCUUCUGCAGUAAGAGUGAAUAUGUUUCACCCUUAAGUGAAACAUUUCAGCAUCUUUAAAACUUUACAUAAGCAGUUGCUGUCCCUUACCCAUACCUAAUGUGCAAUUCAAGUAAAUAGAUUCAGAGCAUGUGGCGUUGAGAUUGGAGUUGAGAUACUGUGACCUCUAAUGCGUGCAGAAAACUUUGCAGAAUCCGAUUGAUGGUACAGGAUUCAGAAGUCUCCUGCUUUCAUUGAAAGAACCACCACCUCAUGGUUGUGCAGUAGGUGUGUACAAAAGCCCUCCAGAAUUCAGUAGACAUUCCUAAUUUCUCCCGUCAAUACACUUACUGCCCAAGCCUCUCCUGCCACCACUUUGGUGGUUAUUUAUACAAAAGCAUAACAAGUUCAAAAAGUAAGCAUUUAAUAAGUUGACUUGGAAAAUCUGUGGUUAUGAUGCACAUUGAAAUAGGAGUUCCUGUAAGUGACACCUUACUUGAAGUGUAAGAAGUAGUACAGAAUUCAGACAAUGUUUUUUGCUGAAAACGGACAGAAACUUGAGUUGGGCUUCCAUAGCCUUCUUCUUGUCUGAGUUGAUGAGGUGAAGUUUGUUCUUUUCUCUACACCUGGCAAACACCUGAGAAUGGACCAACUUACCAUCACACAAUAGAUUGUAGACUGGCUUUGACAAAUAUAUGGCUUCUGGUUCCAUGAUGUAAGAUUGGUGGAGUAUAAAUGUAAGAUUUAUUUUUUAUUAUUAUUUUUAAAAAAGACCUCUCCAGAUAUGUGGUCUCCUAUAUUUCUUAUUGGCAGAACUCCUGUAGCUCCUCUGUGUCUUAUCUUGGGUGGGCAGGGGUAGAAGAUAAGUGUCUGGAUUUUAGCAUUUUUGGCUAUUUAUUUCUACCAGUAGAGUCCAGAAACCAUGCAACACAUUUGUACAGCAACUUGAUGUCAACCACAGUUGAUUCAAUAGGUCUACAUAAAGUACUGUUAUCUCUUUGCACUCUUUAAAUUCACCCUCUGACAAAGGAAACUUCCCUGCCCAAAGGAUGCAGCAGCUUUACACUGAGCAAGGAGAAAAAUUAUUCAACUUCUAGAAGUAGUAAACAAAUUUUCUAUUGUGGCCCUAUCCAAUUUAUUCAUUGGCAACAAUAAUUGGUCUCUUAAACACAGAUUAUAAAACACACUUUGGAAUUCUGUACAAUUGUGAUAACCAUAUAAAAAACAGCGAGUUUUUUAUACAGCUAUUUUUAUAGGGUUUUUGAACCCUGGACUGAAUAUUUAUACUUGAGUAAUGAUAAUAUUGGAACAGCAAUGCAGUGGAAUAUUUGUGGCUUAGUGUCCCACUUUUAGCCAUAACUUUCUUUUCUUGGUUCCUUAAUAAGUACAAAUAUCCUUAGGUUUAAAUAUUACUUUUAAUUUUCAUGCCUGCAGCUUUAGUAGUAUCAUACAUUAGGUGCUCUACUGCUGCAAAUCUCUCUGCCCUAAAGGGCUGCCCACCAUAGACAGGAAAAUGUGGAUAAGAUUAAAGGAGUUAGUCACAAAGAUGCUCUAGUCUUAAUAGAGCUCAUGUGCUUUGCUACCUUGAUACUUGAAGUUUUUGCCUGGCAUUACUAAUACAUCAGCUGUAAGGUGCCUGUUUGUUGUUUUGGAGAUGUCAUUUGGAACAACUUGUGACAGUAUUCUCUGGCUGCAUCAGCCAGUUUUAUCUUACCUUUUUGAUAUUGUCCUGUCCAUCACUAGCUGCUACUCUUAUUAGUUCAAUUAAUCUUGAAUGGUGCAAGUAUGCUGGCAGGUGGUCUUGUCCACAUUAAUUAUCCCAAUGUGUUCAUUAAAAUGCUCGUAAAUGGUAAUCCUUUCUGUUAUCGGAACAAGAUGAAGAAUGCAUCCACCUUCUGCAUACCAAACAGGAAUAUUAAUAUUGCUGACGUAUGAACCUUGUUUCUUUCUGACCUCAAAUACAUUGUUAUGAGUCCAUGCUGUUCUUGUUUCUAGCAUAUCUUGUCCCUAACCAUGUCAAUUACAUAGUCUCUUUUAACCCUGUUUUGUCUAUGGUUAAUAACCAUUACCAACCAACACACUUGUAAAUGUGUUUCAACUGCUGUCUUAACUCACCCUCUCAAUUACAAGAGCUCUGCAGAGAUGAGGUGGACUUAAAGGUGGGACUUGUAAAUACUUAGGGCUACAUAAAUACCCGUUUGUAUAGUUCUUCUCUAAAUUGUUUGUAUUGGAAAUUUAUUGUAGUUUUACUAACAAUUACAGAAGAAUCUUGGAACAGAUUACUCCAAUAUAAUAAACAGUGACCAUUUUUUUUUUCAAAUUACCUUUUCAUGGUCUUUGUAUUGUGUGUGCUAAAUAUCUACUUCAUCUGAACCAAUUCAUGUAACACAGGGUUAGAACUAUUGCUAUUACUACUUUUCUGUCAAAGGCUUUGAAUAUUUGUUAGCCCAGUUUUCUGACUAUCUUUUCCCCUUGGACAAAUCCCAGUUCGGUCCUGGAUAUGGAUUCUGAAGAUCCAUUACUGGCUAAAACUAAUUUUCUUCCCGGUAGGUCUGGCACCCUUGAUUUUAAUAGUCAAACAAAAUGGAAAUCCUUGCUGCAAAAGAAAUUGAGAAGUCUAGGGUUCACUCUGAUAACCUGUAGAUACGAGAAAGCCACAUCCACAAUUAAGCAACGAAUAUGGGAUGUUGAGCCGCAAUGCCACAUGAGUGAAAUGACAAAGUAUCUAGAAGCAUUUGUAUAUGAAGCAUUUGACUGGUAAAAGCAACCUGCUUCCUGAAGUGGGAUCAGAACAGAAUUAAUCUCUGAUGUGCAGCUUUGCAAGACAGGUUUGUUUAAAAAGCACCACACCUGGAUAUUACUAGUCGGGACAGGGCAACCCAUCCUUAAAAACAAGACUGCUAAGUCAUACUCGAAUUAGCCCUAUUGAAAUAAAUGGAUUUCAAGUGGAUAUCACCUGGUGUUUACUAAUCAGUCGCCUUUUCAGCAAUCAAAUUUAGGGUUCGCAUUUAUAUUCCGAGCACACAAUUUUAUUUUUAGAAACAUCCAAAAUGUUUUCUAAAAAGGUAUGAGACCUCUGCUUGGCUUUAUAGCCAUGAAAGUAAGGGAUUUAAGGUAGAAAUGGGCAAAAGGUGCCUGCUCUAAUACAGUGGUACCUCUAGUUAAGAAUUUAAUUUGUUCUGGAGGUCCAUUCUUAACCUAAAACUAUUCUUAACCUGAAGCACCACUUUAGCUAAUGGGGCCUCCUGCUGCUGCCGUGCCACCAGAGCACGAUUUCUGUUCUCAUCCUGAAGCUAAGUUCUUAACCAGAGGUACUAUUUCUGGGUUAGUGAAGUUUGUAACCUGAAGCGUUUGUAACCCGAGGUACCACUGUAGAUACAACAUUUAGUUAUUUUCAAGGUAUAUCAGGCCAGAAUGAAUGAACCUCUUUUGGCCUGCGUGGUUCUACCUGGCAUAAGGGCUUCUCAGUUAGAAGUAUUAUGCAUAGGCACAAAGGAGAAUCUUCUCCCACAAGCCUUUCAGAGCCCUAAAACAAUCUCUUAUAAAGUCAGUAGGUGAAUAGUCUUGUUAGGUAGCUGAUGAGACCAAAAUCUGACAUAAGAAAUUUAUACUGAAUAACAUCUGCAUUAGAAAACCUUGAAAUCCUGUAAUAUUUUCUUGCGAUGAAUACCAUGUGGGCAAUUUCCAUCUCCCCUUGCAGGAGAUAAAUCCUGUUUUGCAUCCUCCGAAUCUAAUCCACAAAUAAUCUCCCCACAGACAAUCUUGUUUAAAGGAAACCAAAUAGUUUAAUUCCAUAUUCUCUUAGACUUCUGUUGCAAUAUUCUGGCUUUACAUUUAUGUAUGAUUAUUCUGUCUUUAGACUGUCAAAGAUCAAGUUACAGGAUAUCGUGACAACUUCCAUAUGUUGGACCUUUUGCUUAAAUAUACAAUUGAUUCCUUGUCUACAAUCUCAUAGUAUCCCAACAUUUCUAGAAUAUAAUCCAUAAAAAUUUUCACAUACUUCAGAAGAUUCAGAAUCAGGAUUUCAGCUGGGCUCCACUGCUUUCCUGGCAACCUAUCAUCCCUUUUCCAUAAAACAAAUUCAGAGAGGAAUAUUGGCAUGCUUCUUCCAUGGGUUGGAUUGUCUCUUGCUAGCCAGGACUUCCAAGUCACGGCAGAUUCGCAGUCGAGUUGAGGAAGGUUGGAUGAUGUCAUCAACAAACCCUGUUAUAAAACAGGUUUUACAGUUUAUUCCCAUUGCUCUGUGCUUGCUUCUGCAGCAAAAAGCAUCAUGUAGAUAAUCCUUUAAUAGGUUCACAUUAGCCUUCCACUAAAUCGAAGUUGAUGUUUUGUGCAAGCUGCUCCAGAGGUAGCCAUGAACUGCUAAAGUGUUGCAUAUCUUAUUCAUCAACUUAAAUACAAACAAAUUCCUUUAAAAUGGGAUAAAUCUGGAUUUUAGGGUGUAUUGAUCACCAAUAUUUGAUUUCAUGAUUUAAGUCCACAGAAAUGUUUCAUUUUUCCAAACAAGCAAGGGAGAAGAAACAAACUGUUAAGCCAAACAUCUGGAAUAUGGCUUUGCAAAAACAUUUGCCAUCAUUCUGAUUACAUUUACAUAUGAAAACUGAACAAUUUUUCUGCAAUUCUGCAAGUUCCCAUCUCCCACUUUUAAUUUUUAAUAGAAGAAAACCACUUCAGAAACAUUGCAAAGUAUGCUGUUCAACACAGAGAUAAUUUUACUUCAGAAUUACUAUAAGAAGUUUGAGGUCUCAUCUCAGAUACAUAACCUCUAAACAAAGGGAUCGUGGAUCUUAAAAAAAUGCUCUGAUUAAACAAUCAUGCCAUAGCUCUCAAAGGCAGAGGAUUUGAGUCGUCUAGAAGCAGGGGAUACAUCUAAAAAUAAGUGGCUCUGAUCUGGGGCUGAUCAUGAAACGCAUAGCCAUAAAUGUUAAAAGAGCAUUUGUGGCCUAGUAAUUUCUGCUUUGCAUUCCGAACAAUGCACCGUAAUACAUAUAUACACCAUAGCUGCCAAGUUUUCCCUUUUCUCGCGAGGAAGCCUAUUCAGCAUAAGGGAAAAUCCCUUUUAAAAAGGGAUAACUUGGCAGCUAUGAUAUACACACACCAAUGCAUCAUACAUGUGGGUGGAGAAAGGUCUGCCAGACAUCCCCAUUUGGCUCCAUAUCAGUCAAGGCACAGCUACCUGCCCCCAAAUGGGGUUUGUAAGCACCAUCAAUCAGUUGAUAGUUUGUGCUUGCAAAGAAGGGGCUUUGCAAGACCUGAAGAUCAGCUGCUUGUUAGCGCUUUACGUUCUGUGCCUUUGCCCACAUUUUGGAAGUUCUAAGAAUGAAUAAAUAAAUGUCAUGAACUGUAAUAUGAAAAUACAUUCCCCUUUGCUCCACAUGCCUGAAUUGGCUUCUUAAAUGUUCAAUCUGCCAGGAAGGUAGCUGGCUAGAGUUUAUAUACAUUUCAACUUCGUAACUAUGCUAUUAGCUUAUUAACCUCAUACAUGAUCAUCUGAAUGCAGCUAAAAUAAACACCCAAAUAAGAAGUGAAAGAACUCUGAAAUCACAAUAAAAACUUUAAUUAUGUAUCUGAAGUUUCAAUAAUAGACAUUCUUAAAGCCACUACCUUUGGUUGCUGCAGGGAAAGGAUUUGCAAACUUUUCCACAUACUCUGCUUCUGCAUGUGCCCCCUUUCCCCUGAAAAUUAUCUGCACGGCUCCCUAAGGAGAAAAUAUAAGAAUAGGAUAUUAUUUCAACCCAUAGUUCUAAAGGCCUUUGGAAUGUGGAUUUGGUCAUUAAACCAUUUACAACAAGGGGGGGGACCUCCAGCUUGCAGGUGUAAUCAGGCCUGCCAGCAUUCCCCAUUUGGUCUCCAAGGCCAUUUUGGCCAAGCCACACCCACCUGCUCUACACCUGAUGUAGUAUGAUAUCAGGUGUGGAGCAGGUAAAACCUGGCACAGCCAAAAGGGGAUCUGAAAGCACAACGGAUCAGCUAACUGGCAUUGCUUGCAGAGUGCUGGGCAAGAGAGCACUUUGAAAAGGGCUUCUGCAGAUUCCUGUGGGCAAAAAAAAUAGUUGUAUGCCAUCAAAUGAUCGAUCAAUGCGGGAGGGGUGGUGUAGCAAUUUGGCCUACCUGCCAGAUCUAGAUAAGAUGAGUACAAAUGGGAAUUACCUUGGCACCCAUCACUGCUACCUCUGCUGUUGGCCAUGCAUAAUUAGCAUCUCCUCUUAAAUGUUUUGAACUCAUCACAUCAUAGGCCCCACCAUAAGCCUGGAACAGGAAAUAAAAGUGUCAGCAAGUUAUGUACUGUAUUCAGUCAUUAUGUUUAUAUACCAGGAUAGUCUAUUAAUAUUAAGAAUAUGAAAGCAUACUCUUUCCUCCUACAAUCCUUCAAUUCCUACUACAACCAUUCAAAAAAUUAUGUGAUAUAGUUAUGAAGCAUCCACUCUCACUUAUUUAAAGCAUUUUCAAAUUCCAGUGCAAUGGCCUUGCUCUCCUCUCAUUCAUCUUUCCCUUUCCCUACUUUUUUACCUAUAUAGUUUAUUCCUUGAUAUCUUAUAUAGCACCAUAGCUCAGUGGCAGAUCAUCUGCCUUGCAUGGAGAAGAUCCCAGGUCAGUUCCUGACCAUCUCCAGGUAGGGGUGGGAAUGUUCCCUUUAUGAAACAUUGGAGAGCCUCUGCAAGUCAGUGCAGAGAAUACUAAGCUAGGUAGACCAACAGCCUGACUCUGAAUAAGGAAGCAUCCUACAUUCCUAGAACGUGUAAUGUCCCUUAAACAUUCCCCUUCAUAGCUGUCAAGUUUUCCCUUUUCUCACGAGGAAGCCUAUUCAGCAUAAGGGAAUUUCCCUUAAAAAAGGGAGAACUUGACAGCUAUGUCCCCCUCAUAUUUAUCCUCUGCCAUAGCCAGCCCUGGAACUGUUUUAAGAAAUUUGUAUCCCACUUUCUAAUUAAAAAUUCUCGAGGUGAUUUGCAAAAAUAGUUAAAUACUUGGCAAUAUUAGAAUACAAUUACUAACUAUACAUAAGAAAAGAGCAACACAUAAAACAGAUGAUAACUCUCAUGCAGCGGUUCCAAUGUUAAAAGUGUGGGCCUAUUAAAAGACUUGGCCUGGAGCCUAAAACUCAUCAAGUUAGGCAUCAGGCAAUUAGCCCUGGAAUGAGUGUUCCCAAACUGGAAAUAACAUUGUAUGAUCCAAGGCUUCAGGAUGAGAUUGUGUAUGUAUAAGGCAUUUACGUUCAGAUUCUACAUAAAAGAAUUUAGGUGAGAGUCAUUAGGCUAGAAGCAGAUCUGAAGGCAGCAUUUGUUAAGGGGAAACAGGCUUGAUUGUGAGGUAUCUAGAGAAAUUAAGCAGUAUUAGUGAAGCAAAAAGUGAUGU